This is a messenger RNA of Aspergillus uvarum CBS 121591, 1750 nucleotides long. Its product is annotated as arginyltransferase. Gene Ontology annotation, biological process: protein arginylation. Lineage: Eukaryota; Fungi; Ascomycota; Eurotiomycetes; Eurotiales; Aspergillaceae. The coding region runs from base 279 to 1610 and encodes 443 amino acids. Gene Ontology annotation, molecular function: arginyl-tRNA--protein transferase activity. The record is from RefSeq and is a predicted model, not a curated record. The transcript has 11 exons. Gene Ontology annotation, cellular component: cytoplasm.
CGCAUCAUCUUCUCUUCAUUUCCAUCCUCCAAGAUCAGAACAAUCUUGGGCCCCUCAGGCCACCACAUCGCAGCCACCAGAAUACUCGCUCUAGUUGUUAUCAUCGUCAUCAUCAUCGAUAGAAGUUAUUCGAGUGCUUCUAUCCGGGUCUUCCCCCUCUUCCGACUCAUUUUGCAGUUGCCUGCGUCGUCUCAGAGUGCGACCUCUGCCUGCCUGGUGCUUGACAUACACACCAACACCAACCACCACCAUCACCAGCAACAACCACAAAAAAAGCCAUGGUCUCGAUUGUAGACGCCGAGCAGGCAAGAAACUUGUCGCUCUUCCGACCUCUAGGCUACCAACGCAACUCUUGUGGCUACUGUAAAUCUGAUGAUGGCUCUGCCUCCUACUACACUAGCUCGGUCUCUGUGCGACCGGCCCAUUAUGAGGCCCUUGUCAACCGGGGCUGGAGAAGAUCGGGCACGCUGUACUACAAGCAGAACCUGCAGCGGUCAUGCUGCCCUCACUAUACGAUGAGACUGGAGGCAUCGGACUUCAAACCUCGUAAGGAUCAACGCAAGGCUGUGAACCGCUGGAACAAGUUUGUUCUCGGUCCUGAAUACAUCCGUCGAGCCGCAUAUCUCUGUCCCAAGACACGGGAGGAAAAGAAGAGCCGCAAGUCCCACUUUGACCUCCCGGGGGCCGUCCACGAAGCCGAGUAUAGCAAUGUGAAACGGCCCAUUGAUCCGAAGACGAAGAAGUAUCUCGAGCCCGCGCAUCGAUUCGAGGUCAAUCUGGAGGGCGACUCCCUCUCUCAGGCCAAAUUCGACCUCUUUCGCAAGUAUCAGACUACAGUCCACAAGGAAGACGUCUCGAAGUGGCAGACCAAGGACUUCAAGCGCUUCCUUUGCUCGGGUCUGACGCGCUCGCCCGCCGAUCCGAAGAAGUCGGACGAGAAGAAGCUCGGGUCGUGGCAUCAGUGCUACCGUCUCGAUGGCAAGCUCAUCGCCGUGGCUGUAUUAGAUCUGAUGCCUAGUGGUGUGAGCUCUGUAUACAUCUUUUAUGACCCAGACUACGAACAAUGGGAAUUCGGCAAGCUGAGUGCAAUGCGGGAGAUCGCUUUUGCUGUGGAGGCUCAAUAUCCGUACUACUACAUGGGAUACUAUAUCCAUACAUGUCAGAAAAUGCGCUACAAGGGAACCUUUAAACCCCAGUACAUCCUCGACCCCGAAUCCUACGCCUGGGACCCCCUCGACGGCGAACUCGCCCAGAAACUCGACACUCGACCCUACGUCUCCCUUUCCCGAGACCGCCAAGCAGCAACCACCACCACUACUGCUGAGAAGAUUCCUGAGUCUGACACCGCUGAUGCGGAGAUCAACGACGAGGACAUGUCACUCUUUGACCUGCACAUGCCUGGCGUGUUGACUCUGGACGAAGUGAAGGCGCUAGACCUGGACCACUGGUUGCUUCUAGUGCAUGGGUCCUUUGUACAUAUGAUCGACCUGGUCGGUUGGGAGAGAAUGCCAAUAGACAACCCCCAGUCGGUGAAGGGGAUUGUCGCCGAGUUGGCGGCGGUGCUGGGACCGGAGGUCUUCAAGCAGAGCGCCGUGGUGUUAUUUGAUUAGACCUCUAAAGUGGGUUGUAGUCAGGACUCAGUGGAUAUAUAGUGGCUUAGUUCUAUAUAGUUCUAUAUAGUUAUCGAACUAGCUGUUUGAAAGCAGGUGGCGCGUGAUACCCGGAUGUAUCAGACCCUACCUGAUCUACC